Molecule: messenger RNA, 1233 nt
Organism: Aspergillus melleus
Lineage: Eukaryota; Fungi; Ascomycota; Eurotiomycetes; Eurotiales; Aspergillaceae
Gene: IST1
Product: DUF292 domain protein
Exons: 2
Coding region: 1-1233 (410 amino acids)
Biological process (GO): protein transport
Source: RefSeq, a predicted model, not a curated record
AUGCCCCCCUCACCACAAACUACAAAACUAACAUCCACCCUCCACCUCCUCAUCCCGCGUCUCCGCCUCCUCCAAAAGAAAUCCACCGCCUCCUCCGUCGUCCAGCGCCGCGAGCUCUCCCACCUCCUCUCCGAAGGCCGCGAAGCGUCCGCGCGCAUCCGCGUCGAAAAUGUCAUCGCGACAGACAUCUCCGUCGAGGUGCUCGAGAUGGUCGAGUUAUACUGCGAGCUGAUCCUAGCGCGCGCCAACGUCGUCGACCAGGCCGCGUUCGGCGAGAAGGGGGUUCUGGCGAGGAAUCGCGCCAAGGAGGUGUGGGGGAGUUUGAGGCAUGCGCAGGGCCAGGGACAACAGCUUGCCAGUGGAGGGAAAGCGGGGCAUCAGAAGUCGUCGUCGGGGUUUAGUUUUUGGAAUCCGUUUGGGGGGUCGAGUAAGUCGGUUGCGGCUGACGGGGUGGAUUCAGCAAAGCUUGAGAACUCGGACGCUGGGCGCGGCGUGGGGGAAGAGGACCUUGAAGGGGAAGGAGAUGACGAAGAGGUGCUGGAGAGCAAAUAUAUCGACCCUGCGCUGGACGAGGCCGCCGCGGCUAUCUUCUACGCUUAUCCCCGCUUCCCGCAUGAUGUGCGCGAGCUGACGAUUCUGCGGACGUUGCUGGCCGAUCGCUGGGGGAAGGAUUUCAUGGCGCUGGCGGCUGAUAAUAAGUUCCCGCGCGGCGAGGGCGUGAAGGUCCCGGCGCGACUGGUCAAGGGGUUGCGUGCGAAGCCGCCGAGCACGGAGCUGGUGGAGAGCUAUCUAUUGGAAAUUGCGCGCGCGUAUGGAGUCAACUGGGGGGCGCACCUGCAGGGUCAUACAGAGCAAGAAUUAGGGGAGGCACCGGGGGAGUUUGAGGACCAAGACAAUGAUGCAGCCGAGUCGAAGGAUGGAGCCGCGGGUGGAGAUGAUGCCGGACCUGGCGAUCUCCCAUCCACGCCGGCCAAACCGCAACGUCGUCAGUCGGACACCGCGGAACUCAACCGCGUGACGCCGCCGCGGGGUCUGCAGGCAGGAAAAAGCCCCGUCAGCGUUGCGCCGCCUGGACCGAGAUCGGAUAAUCCCAAUCCGCGCGUCAAGGUGCCGGAUAGCAGCUCUGGAAAGGUGACGGACGAUGCGCCGGAGACUCAGACGCCGAGUAAGAAGAGCGGAGGCAUUCCAGAGCUGGACGAGUUAACGAAACGGUUUGCUGCGCUGCGGCGGUAG